Monopterus albus (swamp eel) is the source of this 7069-nucleotide messenger RNA. RefSeq names its product myosin, light chain 2a, regulatory, cardiac, slow (gene myl2a). Gene Ontology annotation, molecular function: calcium ion binding. The record is from RefSeq and is a predicted model, not a curated record. Lineage: Eukaryota; Metazoa; Chordata; Actinopteri; Synbranchiformes; Synbranchidae. The transcript has 6 exons. The coding region runs from base 4707 to 5156 and encodes 149 amino acids.
CCGCACCCAUUAUUUUCAACAAAAGCCCACAUCGAUGGCAAAUCGAUGCGCGUCAAUGCUUCAGUAUACACUACUGCUCUGCUUUCCUGGCGUGGACGCGCAUCAAAAGCAUAACAUACUCAAGUCUCAUCCAUUUCGGUAGUCCCCCACUGAAAUCGCGCCACUCCUGGUGUGUGUUACGCAUGUGACGCGUGUCAUAUGACGAGGGGUGCCCUUUAGUAAUUUGAUUUGAGUUGUACAAAAAAAGAAAACUGGGUUUUGAGUUCUCACUUUAAGACUUGACUCUGAGUUUUGCUAGCUGCAGUCAUCUCCAGACAGUACAUAGGAUAAGCACAGCCAUAGCAACUGUAUAAGUCAAAGCCUAAAUAUAUACAAAGUCCAGUGACAUACUAGUGACAAUGGCAGAGGUUCACUCAAAAUAGUAUUAAUGCAGCUGGCUCCCUUUCACACUUGGCUCUGUCCACAGUAGCUUUAGAUCAUGACCGAAGAGGACUGUACAUCCAACAGCAUUUUUGAUCCGUGUGCGCUGACAUGUCAACACACAAUCACUAUCAGCUAAUUACAAUCUGCUAAUCUCGGUCUUCUGUCCAGACUUGGGUUAGUUUCAGUGACUGAGCACAAAUUAAUGUAAACAAAGUCUAAAUAAAUGAAGCCUCCCUGCCCUGUAGACCCACGCUCACCAGAUGAUUGUCUGCCCUCGGAUAGGUCGACACUAAAACUGCACUACCCACAAUCCCCAGCAACAAUGGAGCAGGACCUUUCUAAUCUUCAGAAUGCUAUCUGACUGUAAAUAGACAAGACAUAAUUUUAUAUAUAUUGAGAAGGAAUUUCAAGGCUGGAUAAGCCAUGUCUAUUUUUGUUAAAGAAAAAAAAAGGUGAUUACGUGUAAUCUUGAAUGUCCAAUGAGUGAUCUUUUAAUAUGUCCAAACGUCUUUUAUUACAGAAGAGGAAUAGGGCCACUGUAAAACAUUUAUUUGAGUUCUGACUUUAAACUUAGAAUUCUGAGGGAAAAGUCAGAACUCAUCCAUUUUUACAGUGGCCCUAACCCUCUCCCGUACUUUAUCAAGUGAGUGAUUGUAUCUGGAUCCAACUCGUGUAUGCACUUCCAUCUGUCAAAGGCAAAACCUCAGUGCUGAAUUAUAUGACAUGAAUGGAAAAAAAAGAUCAUGUUUGAAGCUUACCACAUAGUACUUGAGCAUUUCUUUUUGUACAACGUCCCUUAAUAUUGUAUAUAACGCAAAAUUGUUCAAGGUGAAGAUGAAAAUAAUUGUUUUGUUUGUUUUUCCUCAUUUGUGAGUGGCAUGGAUAUGUAUAUCUGAAAUGAAACGGAGUGUUGUCCUCUGCUUCUGCCUCAUGUGGCUUAUAUUUCUAUUCCACAAUUUAAGAACAAAGCACGUGAAUGGCAUAAUUUAUUUUAACCAUUUGAACCAUGAAUUCAUAAGAUUACAAUGACAUAUCUUUUUUUAAUUUUGUUAAGGCACUCUUGGCAAGUUAAACAGCUAAACCCUUAAAUGACACAAAUCCAUUCAAAUUUAAUUUGGCUGUCAAGGUGCUUAUACCUGACAGCUGAUUUUAUUUUUAUAUAUCAUAGUUUGAUCUGUGGUGGUUUUUAGUCAUGGUUUUAGAACAAACAGAUGAGAUGCCACAUUUUAACUUGCUCAGUGUGUCUGUCAGUGGUUGGGUGAGAAAAGGGAAGAUGUUUCUUCAGCCUUUUGGUUGCAGUAUGGUAAUUGUUUUUGAUGAAAAUCUUUCUGAAUGUAUUUAAGCCAAGAAGGUAGAACUGAUUUACUGGUCACAAAUGUUCAACACAAAGCACUCAGUGCUACAGAUUGCACAUGUUUUCUACUGGUCACUCUAGAACUCUAUAUAAAAGGGUUUCACAUCCCGUUUUAUCUUAUGUUAUAUUAUUUUUACUUUGUCUUUUCACAAGGUCCUGAAUCAUAAUGCUGUAUCGCUGGAUAUGAUAUUGAUGUCUGCUAACAAAUGUUUUAUUAGCGUUCCCUGUAGAGAUUUUGUCACAGAAUAUUAAAUAGUAUAACCAUUGUCUUUCACUUCUAUUCCGCCUUCCUAUAUUAUGCUUAUCUGCUUGUGCUCACUUAAAUUGUAGACGAACGAAAGAGACAACUGGUCAAAUUUGAAGCUCUUAUUUCAAUCCUGUGCUUUCUCUUCACCACUUACAUUGGAGUCUGCCAGUGCAGUGACCAUUUGUCCACAUCCAUUGUGUUAGUCUAUUUUUAGAUGUCUGAUCCUAGCACUCAGCCAGUGUGACAGUGGCCUGUGUUCCAGUCACACUAGCUGCAAUGGAUGCUCGGGCCACAAACUGAGAGCAGAUCAGAAGGAGGCAUGUUUAACAACAGUGACUGCCUUGUUGACUAGCGAUACCUCGGCUAAUUCUGACCUCCUCGACCGCACUGUACUGCGAGAUAUCACCAGUGGCAUCUGCUGUUAGUUCAACAGCAGCAGUGUAUUUGACAGUGAGCAGACCGAGUGCAGGCGGUUUUCGGCGCCCCUCUUUAUAUAGAUCCCGCACCUGUGGCCUCGCCUCCUUUCACAAGUGAAACUGGACAACUUGUUAAUGGUGCAGAAAGGCAGAGCUCUGUAAACACGUGUUUGAUGCCUUCACUGACACUUAAGUAUUUCACACCUACUGCUGUUGACAUUGCUAAGCAUAGUGUCACAAACUCACUGUUUCCUCUAUUUCUUAUACUUUCACCUCCUUGAUUUUACAAGGUUUCUUCUGUUUCAUGAACCCAGUGGCUUCUCCUGAUUUCUUCUAUAAUUAGGUUUCACUCACUCAUUUGCAUUGUAGAUCAUCCACCCGCUAAGACUUGAGUCAUGGUGGUGAGUAGCAGAAGUGAGAAACUUUCCAGUCAGAUAUUUUGUCGACAUGAAUGUCAGCAAGUGCAUUUACUUUCACAAACUACAUGAGGUCACAUACAGUAAAUAGAUGUGCGCUGUGCCAUACUGUACCAUGACAUUGUCACCAAAGUUAAGCCACCACCGAUCAUGUGAGAAAUGUGCCCAAGGUUGGUGGUAAUGACUAGUCAGUACAUUAGACAAAAUGAGCUGGUGAAUCCCUUUGUGAGGUGAUUGUUGCACAGUAACGUAACAAAUUGGUGGUUUUGUUGGUGAAAGUAGAAAAUUCAAGCUAAAAAUGCCAGUUCUUGGAUACAGGCUUUGCCGGCUCAGGGUUUGGUUAUUUGUUUUUUUGUUUGUUUGUUUUCUUUUCUUUUUGUGGGUCACACAUAACUACAGUAUGAUUGAAACUGUGAAAUCCAGUUCUUCAUAUCAAGCCUCUGUUUUGCCAUGUUACAUGCAAGCUACAAAGUUCAGUAUACACUGUAUAUACACAGGCCAUUUAAGUGUAAAAAUGAUAAUGGCACAGAAUUUCCUAUUUCUCUGCAGCAUUUAUCCAUUAAAGAUCCAAGUAAAUGAGAUGUGUUCAGUGGCAGCAGGCUUGUCCUAACUUUCAGCUUCUACCUCAACAUUAAUGAACUGGUCAGCUGUAUAAUUUCUGACCUGCAGUCUGUAUUGUGACAUUAUGCCCUCUGUGGUGGGAGUCUGACCCAUCCUCAGCUGCAACAGCACCAUUGUUCUUUCAUUAACACAAUAAAAAAAUUAGCCUGCACACUUCAGAACCAGUCCAGGACAGACUUCAUAGGAAGCCUUUGCAUCUUUGCAUGACCAGUAGCAUUUACAUUGUUUUCCACUGACCGUCAAGACAGUGGUUUGUGGACAUUAAAGUGAUUAAGUGCUUUAACCUUCUGUCUGCUCUUGAUAUUCUAGACAAGUCGCUCCACUCUUGAUAUUCUAGACAAGUCGUUCCACUCUUUAUCCAGUGUCAAUCAUGACAGCAUAGGGUGAGUGGCUACUACCGAGGGCUGGGUAUGUGUGCUUUAUGUGAGCAUGCAAAACUGUAUGUGCUGUAUGAAGUGUCAUUUACCUGGCACUUCCUAAAGAGGAUAUAGUUUAUAAAUAUCAUCCAGUAGAACUGAGGGUUGGGACUACAAAAGGCCACCCACAGUCUCCCCAUUGUUCACCGGCAUCAUUGUUGGUCUGACCUCCUCACUGCUCAGCCAUGGUAAGUCACUGUAUGUGAGCAAGGACACAAAGUUUCCUGGCUUCAAAGAUGCUGCCUUUAUUCUGGACAGAUGUGUGAAAUAACUUUAACAGUACAGAUAUGUAAUAUUAUACAACAUAACAUUAUCUGUCAUGAUUUAUUAGCUUUAUGAUGAAUACUGAGUAAAAUGGAUGGGAAGCAGCAUAGGCUUCCUUUUCAUUAUCUUGUCAGCAGCCACUGAAUGUAUUGAUAUGUAAAGGGCACAUUAAAUGCACCCUAUAUUACAAGCAAUUAGCUGUGUUUUAAUUGGGAUUUUGAAGGAAAGUCAUGAUGUGAAAGCCUAUGAAAGGAUACUGACAUAUGUCAAUUUGUUAUUGCCUUCAUAUGGUUGUAUGUUGUAUUUUUGCACAGCAUACAUUUUUAUGUUGUUUAUGCACUAGUGUUCUCUACAAGCAAUCCUAGGCCUUUUUUAGAUGUAAUUUUCUGUUACCAAGACAUGUAGUCCCUGUUGUUUAUGUUAUCUCACAUGUAGCUUAACUUUAACCACCAUGCUGUGUUUGCCUUGAGACUUUUUCUCUUUUGCCAAAAGGCCCCCAAGAAAGCCAAGAAGAGGACAGGAGAGGGAGCCAACUCUAAUGUUUUCUCCAUGUUUGAGCAGGCCCAGAUUCAGGAAUUCAAACAGGCCUUCACUAUCAUGGACCAGAACAGAGAUGGCUUCAUUGACAAGAAUGACCUGAGAGACACCUUUGCUGCUCUAGGACGUCUCAAUGUGAAACAGGAAGAGAUUGACGAGAUGCUCAAAGAAGCUCCUGGCCCAAUCAACUUUACUGUCUUCCUCACCAUGUUCGGUGAGAAACUAAAAGGUGCUGAUCCAGAGGAGACCAUCCUCAAUGCAUUUAAAGUCUUUGACCCUGAGGGGAAAGGUGCACUGAGGAAGGACUAUGUUACACAGAUGCUAACAACACAAGGAGACCGCUUCUCCCCUGCAGAGAUGCAGCAGAUGUUCACUGCCUUCCCCCCAGAUGUGGCCGGAAACCUGGACUACAAGAACCUGGUUCACAUCAUUACCCACGGAGAAGAAAAGGACCAGGAGUAAACAUUUUUGUCAAGUAGAAAGUCCAUCUUCUGCCCAUUCAUGACUUCAAACUGAUCCACUGCCCUUGAAGGAUAUAUGGACUGUUGCUUAUUUGCUCAACUUUUAUAUUGGCCACAUUGUUUCUGUACAGUACUCAUGCGAGAGCACAAGAGGAUCAAGAUGAAAUUUUCUCUUCCAGGCCCCAACAAAGGACAAAUCUGCAUUUUGAGCUGUACUGCAGCCUUUCUGCUUUAUCCACAAUAUGUCCCCACAUUGACCCAUGACUCAUUAAAUUUUUUUUCUUGUCAUUUUGUACAGACUCAAAACUAUGUUAUUGUUUUUUCAUGGAAAAUAUCCAUUUGUUAGGUCUGUGCAUGUUCGUCAAAUAAAAGUGCUCAGAAACUGUUAGCAGCCCACUUUCUCAUUAUGGUUUUUGAAUGUUUUAUCUGAAGACUGUACAUGUGAAAGAUCCUAUAUUUCUGUUAGUAAUACUCAUGUUUAUAGGAUCAGUGCUUCAACACAUGGCUAUACAAGCUACUCUUUAAUUCUAUGUUAGGCAGUGAAUGUAUGCACUUGAGAAUAAUGGUGGUCCUCUAAAAUCCUCCAGAGAUUAAUCUAAACCAUGCAUGUGACAUUGUCUGUGGGCCUCCUUGUAUUAUUGUGCAUGUAUAUAGUAGGAUGCAGUAUGUGUGUAUCAGAUGUGCACAUGGCUGCUGAAACAGUGGGCUAUAGUGAGACAAAACCCCUGUUAUUUUAGUGCUAUGAUGACAUCAGGAGGGUAAUACUAUACUACAGAGUUUGGACAGCAGGCACACAAAAGGAUGCCACCAAGAAAUCCACACCACCCUCACUUGCCAGACCUUGUUGGGGUGAAAAUCCCAGUGGGGUAGGAGGGGGGUAGGAGAUACAUAGGGAGGAGUGAGGAUUAAGUACCUUUAUAUGGAUCAACUCAGAUAUCUGAGCUCACAUCAUUUGUCCUGUUUUAACCGUCUUUAAGAAUAGACUUUGGUCAUUAAGGCUAACAGAGGGAGAAAACACAUUGUUCUUCUAAAUUCAGUUGUACCUGCUGGCACAAAUGAACUAUUCUCUAAAAGCUGCAGUUAUCAGUAUUAUUAUACUAAAACUACUCUACCCAAUUUCAUUUCAGUUAGUGAUGCUUUUAACAUUCUCUGUCUUAAAAAGCCAACCUGGUGUUAACCCUGGUUCUUGCUCUUUCUUUUUGCCAGUCUCUCUGUGCAAAAGAACGUAGCCUCUUCAGCCGCUAUUUCAGACUUUUAGCAGACUAGAGUUCCUCCAUGGUUGGCUAUUGGAAAUUACCACUGGCGGCUCAGAAAACAUAUAUUGCACUAGGUGGCAGGCGGCGCUAAUUUACAGAGAGACAACACACCACGUCUCAUGUUCACAUGAUUUAUCAGACAAUAUGUAAAGUCUUGUUUAAUGCACCUUUAACAGCAGAGGAAGUUUUUUUUUUUUUAUAUUCUUUCACAAGUCAAGAAUAAAGUUAAAAUACUAUUUCCAGCAAGCAUUAAAACGUUAAAGGUUAACUUUAUUCUGGACAUGCAAAUUAAAAGAAAAUAAAUCUUUUCAUUUUUCCAUCAUAGUUUUCAGCUUUAGCAGGUGUCAACCUUUAAUGAAGCAGGUUUGCUAACCAGGUACCUGCUUAAUACCAAGUAGGAGACAGGCAAAGUUAACAGCUAGCUAGUGAACCUAGUAGCACAAUUAGCAGCUAAAGAACCAGAUAUUUACAAAACAAAGCUAAAAGGAUAGUUAAUAUCAAAAUUACUUGCAUGAAGUGGGAAGAAACAUGACUAAAUGAAUGCUAAUGUUAGUCCUUAUAUGCUGGACAUAUUAAUCUGUUGCUAACACAGCCAUUGAUAAAAGUGCUAAAAUAAUUCAUGCAGUGUUAAUAUUGAUGCUCUCUCACAAGACAGAUU